Beta vulgaris subsp. vulgaris (sugar beet) is the source of this 2473-nucleotide messenger RNA. RefSeq lists its product as uncharacterized. Lineage: Eukaryota; Viridiplantae; Streptophyta; Magnoliopsida; Caryophyllales; Amaranthaceae. The coding region runs from base 401 to 2089 and encodes 562 amino acids. The record is from RefSeq and is a predicted model, not a curated record. Gene Ontology annotation, molecular function: protein binding. The transcript has 11 exons.
GAAUUAGAUAAUAAUAAAAUCAACUUAAACUCGUCAACUUUGAAUCAGUAUCCACACUCUCAAUUCUCAAAAACUCACGCCGCAUCUCUCCGGUUCUUCCCUUUUCUUCUCUUUUUCCCUCUUCCACUUCUCAACACACACACACACUCUCUCUCUCUCUCUCCUCCCACUACUUUCCUCAACAACGAACUUCCCAAAAACGCAGAAAACUCAAACGUAGAAGAAACCACAACUUUCUUAUCCUUCUGAGAUUCGAGAUUAUCAAAAUUGAAGUCAGAUUAAGUAGAAAAAGGCGAAAUUCGAUUUAAUUUUGUUGAAAACCCUAGAAAUUCUGAUGUGAUGGUCGCAGGUUUUUGUUCGAUAAUCAGCGACAACAACAAUAGUAGUAGAAUAAUAAGAGAUGAUGAACAAUAACGCAAACGGAAUGAUGUCACCAUCAUCAUCAUCAACAUCUGGUGGUGGAGUAGCAGGUGCUAAUAAUAAUAAUAGUCAAUCUGGUUCUUCUUUGAAGACUUACUUUAAAACUCCAGAAGGUCGUUACAAGCUUCAGUAUGAGAAGUCUCAUCCAUCUGGUCUUCUUCAUUAUUCUCAUGGAAAGACUGUUUCUCAGGUAACGCUUGCUCAAUUGAAAGACAAGCCAACUCAAGGCACACAAGCAUCGACAUCAGGAGCAGGUGUUGCGAGUGGGGUGAGAUCAGCAGCUGCCAGAAUUCUUGGUGGUGGAAAUGGUAGGGCGCUUAGUUUUGUUGGAGGAAAUGGAGGGAGUAAAUAUGGUAGUACUAGUAGUAGAAAUGGAUCUCUUGGUGCUUCUAGUGUGAGUAAUUCGAGCAACAAUCUGAAUUUUGAUGGAAAGGGGACAUACUUGAUAUUUAAUGUUGGGGAUACAAUUUUCAUCAGUGAUCUGAAUUCACAGGAUAAGGAUCCAAUUAAAUCAAUGCAUUUUAGUAACUCGAACCCUCUUUGCCAUGCAUUUGAUCUAGAUGCCAAGGAUGGUCAUGAUUUGCUUAUCGGAUUGAAUUCAGGGGAUGUGUAUUCAGUGUCCCUAAGGCAGCAAUUACAAGAUAUGGGGAAGAAGCUUGUAGGUGCACAUCAUUAUAAUAAAGAUGGUUCUAUAAACAGCAGUCGUUGUACUAGUAUUGCGUGGGUGCCCAGGGGUGAUGGUGCCUUUGUCGUUGCUCAUGCAGAUGGAAAUAUGUAUGUGUACGAGAAGAGUAAAGAUGGUGCUGCUGAUUCUUCCUUCCCUGCCACCAAGGAUAUGACCCAGUUUUCUGUAGUCCAUGCACGGACGAAUAAGAGUAAUCCAGCUGCUAGAUGGCAUAUAUGCCAAGGAUCAAUUAAUAGCAUAGCAUUUUCAAAUGAUGGUGUCUAUAUGGCUACUGUUGGAAGAGAUGGAUAUCUACGAGUGUUUGACUACUUGAAAGAACAACUUAUAUGUGGUGGAAAAAGUUAUUAUGGGGCUCUGCUUUGUUGUGCUUGGAGCGGGGACGGCAAGUAUAUAUUGACUGGUGGUGAAGAUGACCUGGUUCAAGUAUGGAGUAUGGAAGACCGAAAAGUUGUAGCUUGGGGAGAGGGUCAUAACUCAUGGGUUAGUGGAGUAGCAUUUGAUCCUUUUUGGUCACCACCAAAUUCUGACGAUACAGGGGAAAGUGUUGUGUAUCGUUUUGGCUCUGUUGGUCAGGACACACAGCUUCUCCUCUGGGACUUGGAAAUGAAUGAGAUUGUAGUACCACUUCGUCGAGCUCCUGGCGGGUCCCCUCGUAGCGGAUCACCCACUUAUAGCACUGCUAGCCAGUCUCCGCACUGGGACAGUGCCUGCGUGCCGGGUACAUUACAGCCCUCACCCAGCAUGCGAGAUGUUCCAAAGCUUUCUCCUAUGGUUGUGCAUCGUGUUCACACUGAACCUCUUUCGGGUGUGAUGUUUACUCAGGACUCUGUACUUACUGCUUGUCGAGAAGGUCACAUAAAAGUCUGGAUGAGACCUGGGUCUAUUGAAAACCAUUCCGGAAAUUCAGAGACGAUAUUGAAUGCUGGCUCGAGAGAGAAGCCAGUGAUGAUGGUGAAAAAUAGUAUAUCUGGUUAUAAGCAAUAAAAUACCUGCACAGUUUUUGAUCCAACCAAACUUUUUACAGGCUUUUGCAAAAGCUAAAGGGAUAGUGUUCUCAUUCCCAUGGCUUGGGCGAGUCCCAGUUCGAAGAGUUAAUCAUCCUCGCCAUGUAGUAAGGGAAAGGGAUUCAUAAAGCGGAAAGUGCCACAAUGCUAGCCUGUUUUGUAACUAAUUUGGGUAUAUCGAUUAGUAAGCGGGUUUGGGUAUAUAGUAUAAUUGCUCGUAGGGGAAUGAUUGAUCUAUUUCAAAGAUUCCAAUGUUUUUAACUACCAAGCAACAGGGUUGAGUUUCAAACAAUUGAUUCACCCGCUACUUGGGUUGGGUAUAUAUGGUUAUUGUUUGAUUAUAGAGCACAGUUUCCUUGCCUGA